GCUGGGGAACUUAUGACGAGCGCUUGUUGCUCAAACAUUUUAAUUCGGAGGAUUUCUCAGCAGUUUUAUUACUUUGUAAUAGUUUUCCCAAUAUAUUUUACAAGUUUUAAAGACUUUCUUUUCUAAGGGGAUAGAUUUUAACGGAUAAGCCCCUCGUCCUCCUGCUUGUAUAAAGGAGCGGAGCCACGCCGCCCUCGGAACGCCGAGCAGCAGGGUCCUCUCUCGACUUGUGCUCGCCUCCUCCUGCUGGAGCUGGAGAGAUGCCCGGGGGAGGAUGUGCUCCAGCCGCAAGAUCCUGUGGAGCCUGCUCCUGCUCUCCUUGGUGGAGGUGGGCCUGGGUGUGGCGAGCAUCGUCCUGGGAGCGGUUGGCAUCAGCUGGGUGCGCGGGGAGCACCCGCCACAUCAGGGCGACGCUUCUCCGGUGUGGAGUGGACUCUGUUUUUUACUCUGUGGGAUGUGUGGAGUGCUCUGUGCUCGGAAGAGGACAGGUCUUAUUAUGAUCCUUUUCUCAGCAUGUUGCAUCUGCGGCCUGAUUGCCGGGAUUCUGAACUUCCAGUUUGUUCGGGCGCUGAACAAAAGGCCAAACUCAAUGCAAUCGAUCCACCUGGCAGCCAUGACACUGGCUGGUCUGGGGAUCUCAACAUGUACCUUAUCCACAUGGCUUACCUGUCGACUGGCCAGCUCUGAGCAGCAGAGGAUGUUCAUGGAGAGGGAGCACUCACUGCACCAUUCACACGAGAUGACAGAGAAGGAGGUCCUUGACAACUCAAGUAAUGGCAUUCCUCAGGUCUCCUACAACGGACACACUUCAGCGUCACCUUAAGGAUUUGACAAACACCAAAACCAAGACCGUUUCUGCAAUACUGUCUGUGAGACAGAAGACUCAGCCUGUGGCUAACUCAACAGUGUUCUGUCCUGAAUACACAAGAAGUGGACCAGGACUGUGUCACUUUGGAAACCUUUACUGCUGUCAGAGACAGAAGCAAAGCUUUUUUUCCUCCUGAAUUAUUAUGCAAACACAGGUUCAAAAAUCCUAAGAUCAGACCAAAGCAAGGAGGCUGAACGGUUGUUUGGAGGACAGCUCAGGUGAACUAUCUACAUGAUAAUCUGCAGGAAGGAUGGAUUUUUACUUUGAAAGCACAAAGUUAGCAUGCAGCUGAUCAAUAUGAAUCAAAGAGCUAUAGCUGUUUAUUCUCACUGUUCUUACUCACUUUCUCUUUUUAGUAAUCAGUUUAAUGAAUGCAGUCUGAGAUAGCCAACAGUCAAUUGUAUGUAAUGUCUAAUGAUGGAAUGCUUUGAUAUGACAACACGGUGAUAAGUAAAUGUACUGUACCAUGUAACAAAGUUUGCACAUCAGGUAUCUAUAAAUCAUUAUUUUUAUAAUGCUUCUUAUAAAGUAAAAUUAAAUAAAA
This is a messenger RNA of Cyprinodon variegatus (sheepshead minnow), 1412 nucleotides long. It is a transcript of the gene tmem196, whose product is annotated as transmembrane protein 196. NCBI's taxonomy places the organism in Eukaryota, Metazoa, Chordata, Actinopteri, Cyprinodontiformes, Cyprinodontidae. The transcript is spliced from 5 exons. Bases 275 to 823 code for a protein of 182 amino acids. The record is from RefSeq and is a predicted model, not a curated record.